Molecule: messenger RNA, 255 nt
Organism: Arctia plantaginis
Lineage: Eukaryota; Metazoa; Arthropoda; Insecta; Lepidoptera; Erebidae
Source: the annotation of a GenBank genome assembly
AUGAAGAAAAUCAUUCGAGGUAUUUGGCACGAUUUCAUAAUAACAGGUAAACCUGUGCCGAAGGGAUCACCUCUUCCUGCGUGGCCGCCUAUAGGUGCGGGCAAUUCACCAUAUAUGUCUUUGGGUCAGAAGUUGGAACUAGGAAAUGCCAUUGCACCGGAACGUUUCAACUACUGGCAAACAAUCUACCAAGAAUAUUAUAAGGAACCUAUUCCGCCUCCAUAUUCGCCACCAACAUUACAUAUAGAGCUAUAA